Linum tenue is the source of this 1125-nucleotide messenger RNA. Lineage: Eukaryota; Viridiplantae; Streptophyta; Magnoliopsida; Malpighiales; Linaceae. The record is from the annotation of a GenBank genome assembly.
AUGACUACGUCGGUGCGGUACAAAUUCCUGAGUUCUAGGGAUUUUUCCGAGAUCCAAAUACAGGGACCUUACGUAACCGUCGGGGAUCUGAAACUGGCGAUUUUCAAAGCCAAUUUCAAAGAUCGAUCUGCCGAUUCCAAAUCCCAUAUCUGGAACGGUUGCUGUUUGGGAACGGAUCACGAUCUCUCCAUCAUUGAUCCCCAAACCAAUACCACUUAUUCCGAUGAAAACGCGCUCAUCUUUGACAAAUCGUCCGUUUUACUCCGGCGGAUCCCAGGCGACCGCCGCCGCCAACCUCUGAACACGACGACGAUUGAUCUCCGUCCGGCGGUUGAAGAAGUGAAGUCUGUAGAAGAAGAAACCAAGUCCUACUCUGCUUCGGAUUCGGUAAUCACGACGACCAGUGGAAUCGAAGAUCUCGACUACGAUGAUUUUGGUGGUGAUGUCUAUGCUAUUCCUUCCCAAGUGACCAAGCCGUCGAUAGAGAAGAAGAAGAACACUAUUGCUCCCGAGAAGAAGAAUAGUAUUGCUCCGGCCGCAGUUGAUAGAGACGAGGAGAGCAAGAUCAUGGCGUUGGUGAAUACUCCGGCUCUGGGAAUGUGGUCGGCAAGAAAGAGAAAAGCGCCUUACUCUACUCAGCCUCCUCCCAACGGCUACGUCUGUCACCGAUGUGGGAUAAAGGGUCACUUCAUUCAGGACUGUCCGACCAACGGCGAUCCCAGUUACGAUCAUCGGAAAAGAAUGCGGCCACUGUCAACAGCUCCCAGUGCAGCCGCCGACGUGAUAACAACCAGCAGCAGCAACAGUGGCGGCAGCAAGAGCAAUGGUACAACAACGGUGGGUGUGCCAGCGGAGCUUAACUGCCCAUUAUGCAGAGGGAUCAUGAGAGAGGCGGUGUUCGUGAAGAGUUGCUGUUUCCAGAGCUACUGUAAGGGUUGCAUUAGUGACCAUGUGAAGAGAUCCAAGUCGUGUGCUUGUGGGGCGAGGAAUGUCGACGAGGGUGAUUUUCUGCCGAAUGUUACAGUGAGAAGCAUGAUCGAUUCCAUUUUGCAGCAGCGUCGGAGUUGCAGUACUGGUAGCAGUGUGGGGAGCAAUAGCUGCUGCUCUACCGUCAUUGGUACCUAG